Messenger RNA from Nanorana parkeri, 4535 nucleotides. RefSeq names its product WD repeat-containing protein 62-like. The coding region runs from base 1 to 4458 and encodes 1485 amino acids. The transcript has 31 exons. NCBI's taxonomy places the organism in Eukaryota, Metazoa, Chordata, Amphibia, Anura, Dicroglossidae. The record is from RefSeq and is a predicted model, not a curated record. Gene Ontology annotation, molecular function: protein binding.
AUGCUGCUUAUAUCCGCCCUUUCUAGCUCUUGGCCAAUCAGUGCUCCAGCAGUUGUAGCCGGUUUAGCGGGAGAUUUGAAACAGGAGAUGUUGGAGAACAGUCAGCAUAGAGCACAGCCCGGCCACCUCCCUCAUCACUCCCCGCCUGGCCGCCGCAGGUCUUCCCGGGGACUCAUGGCCGGCCAUGGAAAAGCCAGCAGACAGGCAGAGCUGGAGAAGGUACUGGGGAUAACUGUUUCAGGCAGCAGCAGUUUAACAUGCGACCCAAACAGCGGACUGGUUGCCUAUCCAGCAGGAUGUGUCAUUGUUCUUCUAUGUCCAAGAAAAAACAAACAAGCUCAUAUAUUCAACGCGUGCAGCAAGCAACUGAGUGCUUUAUCCUUCUCACCGGAUGGGAAGUAUAUAGUCAGUGGAGAGAGCGGCCACAAACCAGCUGUGCGGAUCUGGGAUGUGGCAGAGAAGGUUCAGGUCUCUGAGCUGCUCGGACACAAAUAUGGAGUGUCCUGCGUCUGCUUCUCCCCCAACAUGAAGUACGUUGUGUCUGUGGGGUACCAGCAUGACAUGGUGGUCAAUGUAUGGGACUGGAAGAACAGUAAUGUAGUCGCCAAGAACAAAGUCUCCAGUAAGGUCAGCGCCGUGUCUUUUUCUGAAGACAGCAGCUAUUUUGUGACUGCAGGUCACCGUCAUGUCAAGUUCUGGUAUCUGGAGACUCCAAAGAAAUCUCAGGUUGGGACGGUUCCUCUGGUUGGCCGCUCCGGACUGCUUGGUGACCUCCACAAUAAUAUCUUUGGUGGUGUUGCUUGUGGCAAAGGCAGGAACGCUGGAAGCACAUUCUGUGUAUCUUUAUCUGGAAUUCUCUGUCAGUUCAAUGAAAAGAGGGUCCUAGAGAAAUGGCUGAAAUUAAAGGUGUCUGCCUCCUACUGCCUGAGUGUCACGGAGCAGCUUGUGUUCUGUGGUUGCGAGGAGGGCGUGGUCAGGAUAUUUAGCGCUCACAAUCUCCAGUAUGUGACUGAUUUACCUAGACCUCACCACCUGGGUGUGGACGUUGCUCUGGGGCUGGAUCCAAGCUCUCUGUUUGUAAAGCAGGAGGAUGCCAGUUAUGCGGACACUUGCGCUCUUGUGUACGAUGAAGGCAAUCAGUGGCUGUGCUGUGUGUAUAAUGACCACAGUAUAUACGUGUGGGAUGUCAGCAACACCCGUAAGGUUGGAAAGGUUUACUCGGCUCUCUAUCACAGCUCCUACGUCUGGAAUAUAGAGGUGUAUCCUGAAAUCGGAAGGAAAAUGCGUCUGAGCCAGGGCUCGUUUUUUACCUGUUCCUCGGACAACACCAUCCGUCUCUGGAACCUGGAGAGGAGCUCAUACCCGGCUCUGAAGAGGAACAUCUAUAGUAGUGAAUUGCAUAACGUGAUAUAUGUUGAGAACAAUAUUCAGUAUUUGAAAGACGCCUCCACCACUUCUGAAAAGCUGGAGCCCAAAGACUCCAAAAGCGGAAUCCGUGUUAUGAAAGUGAGCCACAAUGGACUUCAGCUGGCAUCUGGAGACCGGAUGGGAAAUAUAAGGAUAUAUGAUCUUCAGAACUUCGAGGAGUUGCUGACGAUUGAGGCUCACGACGGAGAAGUUCUGUGUCUGGAAUACUCCAGUCCUUUGACCGGUAUGACACUAUUGGCAUCGGCCAGCCGGGACCGUCUGAUCCACGUACUCUGUGUGGAACGUGAUUACAGUUUGCUCCAGACUCUGGAUGACCAUUCUUCCUCCAUAACAGCGGUGAAGUUUGCAGGUAACGCAGAGGAGAUGCACAUGAUCACCUGUGGAGCAGAUAAGAGCAUUUAUUUUCGUCCAGCCCAAGUGCUCCCAGAAGGGAUUCAUUUCUUGCGUUUACACCAUGUCGUGGAGAAAACAACUUUGUAUGACUUGGAUAUUGAUGUCACCCAGAAGAUUGCAGCUGUUGCGUGUCAGGAUAAAACUAUAAGAUUCUACAAUGUUACAAGCGGUAAACAAGAGAAGACGGUCAAAAGUUCUCAGAGUGCGGGAGCCUUAUUAAAGGUGCAGAUGGAUCCCUCUGGAAGAUUCUUUGCCACAAGCUGUUCCAAUAAAAGCAUAUCUCUGUUCGACCUGCAAACUGGGGAAUGUGUAGCCAUGAUGUAUGGGCACUCUGAUAUUGUUACGGACAUGAAGUUCACAUAUGACUGCAAAAGGCUGAUCACGGUUUCUGGUGACAGCUGUGUGUUCAUCUGGCAGCUGGAUCCCAUCAUGACAACAUGUAUGAGGCAGCACAUAGAUGAGAAUUCACUAGCAGGAAAAACCACAUCUGUGAUUGAUGACGAAAGUCACAUUAAUCUGCGGAGACAAACGUUCUUGGUAGACUUUCUGGAUGAGAGCUCUCAUGAUGACUUGUUCUUGGAUAAGAGUAGUAAUGCUGAUGAGCCAUCAAUGGACACCCCUUCUGUGGAUCGCUUUGACGGAGACCCUUCAUUCCUGCAGACUAAUGGCAGGAUGCCCCUCUGGGCUAGGAAGCUGCCUCAAGGGCGCUGGGCUCAGAGUGACAAUUCUGAUGUCCUUCGGAAUUUCCUGAACAGUAAUGAUUUGAGUUACUGCGGUACCCCAUGCCAAGCAGAGAAUUCCUUGCUAGAUGACACGGCAGACCUUGAAUGUGUGGAGCCAAAGAGUUUCCAGCAAAUGUUGGAGCAAUCCGAGGAAAGAAAUGAGGGCUAUAGCAAUGGGACACUUAUCACGGACAUGUCCGCCGCUCUAGAAGAUAUAGAUGCUCUGGCCAAUGAUUCGAAUGGUAUAUUUUACCCUCCAUCCCUGCAGACGUCCCAGGAGGAGGAAAGUCUUUAUUACACUUAUGCAGAUCGUGUUUUGUAUUCCUCCAGUGACUUUGCUAUUGAAGAGCGCACGUUUAACAAAGGACACGACGCAAACAUUAAUGAACUGUUAUCGGCUUGUGAACCAGAUGAAGACUCCCUGCCUUCUGGGAAUGGCUCUGACCUGGAUGAGAACGAUGCGGAAGAGAAUUUCCAACCGGAGACUCCAGAAGAGUCCUUCAUUAUGAAGCAUUUCGACACCUUAACAGAUGAGCUUGCAGAAGAAAAAUUUGACAACUCGUUGAAAGAUCUGAUGCCCAGUGAGGAUGACACUGAUCUGUUUCUAAAUCAUCGCCUGAGUUUCUCUGCCAAAUUUAUGUCCCGAAGCCACAGGUACGACCGACUAGAAAGUUUACUUCCACCCGAGAUACCGCAGGUGGUGCUAGAUAGAGAGACAACAGUGGAAUCAACGAAACCACCACUUUGCCGGAAACUCUCCGAUAAAGCAGUGGAAAAAACAACCCAUGGACAGGAAAGGAGAAAAUCUUCAACCAGUGCUGAUAUUGCUAUUUUGGCCCCAAAUUUACAGAAAGUUCAUGAUAAAUCUGCCUCUCGAUCCUCAUUCCCUGGAUGCUGGCCAAAUAAGAACAAUUCAUUAAGUAAGUCCAACAAAGGGCCAUCUUACAUGGAAGCCACGGCUAGCUCAAAGGCAAAAAUAGCCAGAAGUACAUCAAUGGGAGAAGGCAUUAAUGCAGGGGAAGAACCAAAAAAACUGUCCAAUUUAUUCCGACCACUCUCCACCAGUGACUUGCCAUCAGAAAAUGAUAAGCUUAAAGCCUCAGAGGUAAGUGUCAGCAAACCCCUUCCUUCUGUUGCACCCUGUGAACCGGUCCCAUCAGGACAGCAAGAAGCCAAGACUAAGUCUAUGGCCACUUCUAAUUCAUUAUCGGACAAAUUUUUGAUGCCACCUCCAACAACAUACGGAGUUAUCCCACGCCUAAAGAAAAAAGCCAAGUCUGUCAAUAAUCUGCCUAAGACCACUCGAAAAGAGGAGCUCAAUGCCACUGUGGUAAAGUCGAAAGCAUCAGAUGCUCAGAAGAGUGAAAUUACUACUGAUCUUCAGGAUAGGAGAAACUCAACAUCUUCACCAACCUACAGAGCACCAGAUGUCCAUGAUGUACCCAGAAGAGCUUCUAUAGCUGAGUGUCCAGUUGGUACACCUCAAAGCAUCUCUCCCACCAACAAAAGCAGCGAAAAAGGUCGUUCUCCAACCCGUCGCCUGUCUACUUCACCAACACCUUGUUCCAACCAUGUAGAAGAGUCUAACAAUUCCUCCUUGGGUAUGAAGGAUCUGAUGGGAGAGUGUGAGCAGGUGAUUGAGGAAUUGCACAGCACUUUUCAGAAGACGUUAAGGACUUUUAAAGAGGUAAAUAUCUGCGUUGGAUCAAAUGAAGAAAAGUCACAUCUGAAAUCCUUAUUCCUUAAUGCCUUCGUCCAUAUUCAAAGCGAGAUGGAGUUGUUGGAAAUCGGCCACAGAAUGGCGCCAAAUGACAAGCUGAACACCGAAAACAAUGCAUCUCUUCACUUGCUAGAACAUUAUUCAGAAAUGAUGCUGCAGAUAAUGAGGGAAAAGAUUAACAGCACCGCACUGUGACACUUUUCAGGAAGCCUGGAUUCAAAAUGUUGGUCAUAAGGACUGCGUCUCAUGUGACCAUUCAUUGUUAAUACUGU